UGAAGGGGCUGGAUGAAGGGUGGUGGUUCGCUUUUUAAUGAGUGGUGAAGUCGCUUUACUAAAUUCCCGUCUCCACCAACUAACCUGCUCCUCAUCCAAUGUCUUUUUUUCAUUUCUUGACUCCCCUAAUCUCACUAAUGUACAAGUACAACAUGACCAUUUUAAUUGGACUCUCGAAUUCGUGAUUCCUUCCCCCACCUCUUUCUCUCUCUUUCUCAAUUGCAUUGCAAUAAGGCGAGCUUGUGUGCUAUUCUAGAACGCAAGUUUCAAGAUAGCUAUGGGGCUUGUAUUUUUUCUUGUGAAAAAUUAGUGAGUGAGCAUAAUGUUUUCUGAAGGAUUGGGGGCAGACGAAUCCCUUUGUCAAGAUGUCCAGAGUUUGAGCGUGUCCAAGCGUCUUGUGAGGAGUGUCAGCCAGAAGCUGAGAAAGAAGAAUAACAGAAGUGCGGGGGAAGAAGAUGAUGAUCUGAAGGGUGUUGCUUUAAGAUGCCUAACUCUGUACAGUCGAGGUGGGGGCUGCAAGGUAGGCGCCGACACCAGUGAUGAAUUCAGUGAUUCAAAUGGUAGGAGGAGAUCGAGUGCCAGUGAAGAGGGUAGGGGAUAUAAACCUAUUUGUGGCCCUGAAGAAACUGCCGUGGAUUGUUUCUCGUAUGGGGUGAGGGACAUAUUUUGGCGGAGACACUCUAGAAAGAAUUCUGAAAUUGAAGAAUUGGCUGCAAAUACUAGAAUGCAUAUCUUUCUCCCGGACGAUGUUCUGGAAAUGUGUUUGGUCCGGCUCCCGUUGACAAGUCUCAUGAAUGCUCGCCUUGUGUGCAAGAAAUGGAGGGCAUUGACUACCACUCCUAGAUUCCUCCAAAUGAGAAGAGAGGGUUCAUAUCAAAAUCCAUGGCUGUUUCUGUUUGGUGCAGUUAAAGAUGGCUUUUGCUCUGGGGAGAUACAUGCAUUGGAUGUGUCUAUGAAUCAAUGGCAUAGGAUAGAUGCCGAAUACCUAAGGGGAAGGUUCUUGUUCUCUGUUGCCAGUAUACAGGAUGAUAUCUUCAUUGUUGGAGGAUGUUCUAGCUUGACCAGCUUUGGGAGGGUGGAUAGGAGCUCAUUCAAGACGCACAAAGGGGUGGUCGUAUUUAGUCCCUUGACGAAGUCUUGGCGUAAAAUACCAUCUAUGAAAUAUGGAAGAUCAGUUCCUAUAUUAGGAGUUUCUGAGGUCAGUUCGGAUUUCCCAACAUGUCAAGGUCAUCAAAGCCGGCAGGAUAGACGUCCAAGAUCAAGGAUCGGUGGGGUGUCGGACGUCUACGAGGAUCCUCAUAAGCUCUCAAUGAGACGUCAUUGCAGAUCUUCUUUCAAUGAGAGUGAAGCUUCAUCUGUUACCAGUAGAAGGACAUACAAAUUCCUUAGACAAAAGAGUGAUCAUUCAAGUUCAAAGGGAAGUAGAAGAGUUUUGCUGAUAGCCGUAGGAGGUCUGGGAUCAUGGGACGAGCCUCUGGACUCUGGAGAAAUAUAUGAUUCUGUAUCAAAUAAAUGGACUGAAAUCCAGCGAUUGCCUUUUGAUUUUGGGGUUGCAUGUUCUGGAAUUGUUUGUGGCAAGAUGUUUUAUGUUUAUUCCGAGACGGACAAGCUUGCGGCUUAUGAUGUUGAACGGGGAUUCUGGAUAUCAAUUCAAACCUCUCCAUUUCCGCCGCGUGUUCUUGAAUACUACCCCAAACUUGUAUCUUCCGAUGGCCGUCUUUUCAUGCUAUCUGUGUCCUGGUGUGAAGGGGAUGGUCAAAUCGGGCGCCGGAACAAGGCUGUUAGAAAAUUAUGGGAGUUAGAUCUCAUGUAUCUUACCUGGACUGAAGUCUCAGUGCAUCCUGAUGCCCCAAUGGAUUGGAAUGCAGUAUUUGUGGCAGACAAAAGCCUUAUUUUUGGGAUAGAGAUGUUCAAGAUAUUUGGUCAGGUGUUGGAUUUUUUCACUGUAUGUGAUGUGUCUGAUAUGGCAUGCUGGCACCAUAUUUCAAGGAAUCAUGUCACUCAUGAGCUGGAUGCUUCUUCUUGCUUGACCAAAACUGUGGCAGUGCUACAUCUUUGAAAUCCUUAGCUUACAUGCAUGCAUUUUUACUUUGUAUUUGGCUGCACAUAAUUUUAUACGGGCAAGUCUACUGAACUUUGCAGGUUCUCUGUUUCAGGGUUUCUUAUGUACCUUAUUUAAUUCAUUUCACACCAAUCAUAAAGUUGAAUUCCUCCCUUUGGCUUUGCACUUGUAUUUUUCUGCUAUCCAUCAAGUUCCUGGAAUUAUGUGUUUGUAAGAUGAAUUCUACUCUCUUUUAUUCCUUGGUCUUCUAAAUUCAUUUAUUAGUUCACCAAUCAACCUCAUUUUGUCUUUUAGUA
Messenger RNA from Arachis stenosperma, 2358 nucleotides. RefSeq names its product F-box/kelch-repeat protein At5g42350-like. The coding region runs from base 323 to 2059 and encodes 578 amino acids. The record is from RefSeq and is a predicted model, not a curated record. The transcript is spliced from 3 exons. Lineage: Eukaryota; Viridiplantae; Streptophyta; Magnoliopsida; Fabales; Fabaceae. Gene Ontology annotation, molecular function: protein binding. Gene Ontology annotation, cellular component: SCF ubiquitin ligase complex.